AUGAAAAAAAAUUUCUUUUUAAUUUCAUUUUUAUCACUUUUAAUACUAUACUUUAGCAAAACAUUAAGUUUUCAAUUAAAAGAUACGCGAUUUUUUUAUAAUAGAAAAAAAUUUAUAUCAUGUAUACAGAGAUAUAGCAAGAAAAAAAUAGUAAUAAAUUUAAAAAAAUCAAUUUCUAAUAAGAUAUCCUUAAAAAGUUCAAAUGUUAAUAAAGAUGAAGUAUAUAAAGAUAUAAAAAGCUAUGUUGAAAACAUAGAAUUUUCCAAUAAAAAUAAAAAUGAUAAUACAAAUAACUUAGGUAAAAUUAUUCUUAAUAAUUUUACUUCGGAUUCGAAUGAUUGGAAUAAAAUUGUUUUUGAUGAUAUGAAUAAUAAAGAUAUAAAAAACUUGAUAAAAUUUUUAUAUAUAGAAUAUAAAAAGGCAUUCUUAUAUAUUGAUGAAAAAAGAAAAAAAGCGGAUAAUAUUUUUAAUUCAGAAAAAAUUAAAUCAUUGUUUGCUGCUUUAGGGUCUGUUACGAUUGAAGACAUGAAUAUAAAUGAAUUUCAUAACCAUUUAGAAAUAUAUUUCAUUCUAUUAAAAUUCUGUAAAGAUAAUUACAUAUCUUUUAGUUUUGUAAAAAACGAAAUAAUAAACGUAACGAAUAAAAUUAUUGAAUAUUCACAAAAUAAUUUACAUGAUGAGAACGUAUGCAAUAAUAUUAAAAAUGAAUUUGUAAAUAUGCACAAUUUAAUAAAAGAAAUAAAAAAGAAUGAUACUAUAAGAGUGAAUAUCAGAAACUUCCUAGAAAGUUUAAAUAGUAACAUAGUGUUAAAUAAUAAUAAUAUAUUUUAUUUUAUAACAGAAAUAUUUUCAUCAAUGAAUUUAUUGAUGGAAAAUAACUCUGAUUUAAUUUAUAAGUAUGAUUACAUAUUAAAUCCUCAUUUUUUCUUUUUAUGUUUCUUUUCUCUGUAUUCUUAUAAUUUGAGCAAAUCACGUUUUUACUAUUUUAUGUUGUUAAUUCAUAAUCAUUUAAAUAUGAGUUUAAAAAAUAAUAUUGUGAAAUAUGAUGAUGACUUAAAUUAUACUAAAUAUAAGAAUUUUAUUAUUAAUACUAUUUUUGAAAAAGAAAAAAUUGAAUAUGAAUUUAUCAAAGAAAUUAUAAUAGAAAAGGACAGUAAUACCAAGAUCAAAAAAGUAGGGGAGACUAUUAUGGAUGAUCUAGAUAAGGAAUUAAGUUAUGAAAAAGAAGUAGAUAAUUCCGUAAGCAGCGAAGAUCCAUUAACAAAGGGAUACAAAAAUAUAUUAUUUAAAGAGUUAUAUGAUAAUGUAUUGAUAAAAAUUUUACUUUUUUAUAUUUUUUUUUAUUUCAGUGAUCACUAUUUUUGCAUAACUAUUUUAUUAAAUUUUAAAAACUUUAUAAAAAACAAAAAACAGGAUGAGGCCAUAAUGCAAAUUACUAAUUAUUUUUUUUUUAUAUUAUUGGACAAUUUGUAUCAAAUAAGAGAUUAUUCCAAAAUUAUUUUACUUUUAAGUCUAUUUAGAAACAAUUUUAAUACAUUUAAUAAUAAAAACUUAAUUAAUAUUAAAAAAAUUUUUAAUUCAAUCAUAAAUGAAAACAUGUAUGAACAAAAUUCGAAUGUAUCCAAAUUACUUCUAGAAAUUAAUAAUUCAAUUAAAAACAUAGAAAAUGAAGGAAAAAUUAUGAAUAAAAAUAAUAUAGGUAACCUAUAUAAAAACAAAAAUAUAGAUAAUUAUUUAAAUGAGAAUAAUAUAAUUUUGAAAGAUGGAAACCAAAAAGAAAUUAUAGAAGUAAAGGAUAAACUUACUAAAGGGAGUGAAAUAUCAAAUAUUAACAAUGAAAAAAAUGAAAAUACUAAUUUAAAUGAUUCCUACAACAUGAGAGAGAAGUUCAAUCAUUUUCUCUGGUAUUUAUUAAAAAAUAAAGAAUAUGAUAAAAUUGAGCGUUUGGAAAAAAGAGAUAAUUUAUAUGUAAAUAAUAAAACAUACAGUUUAUUUAUUCAGUCAUUUUUAAGUAAUCAUAAGUAUGAAAAAGUUUAUAAAGUUUAUAAGAAAAUGAAAUCAAAAAAAAAUAUACUUAUCACAUACUUAAAUGUAAAACAUUUGAUACAUAGUUUUAAAAAGUGUGAUGUUGACAAAGGGGAUGUAUUAAAUGAAUUACAAUUCAUUAGUAAAGCAUAUUUGAAUUUAUAUUUUUCAAAAGAUUCAUAUUUUGUAUUAACUAAAACUUUGCUAUAUAAACAUAUAUGUGAUUACUUAAAAAAAAAAUGUGAAAUGAAAUUAAUUAUUGAUAUAUUUAAUUUUAAUGAACUUUUAAAAUAUUUCAUAAAAUUUAAAAGUUUUAUUAAUUUAAAAAAAUUAUAUUUCAUGUUACUAAAAUAUUCAUAUAUAAAAACUUAUAAAACAUAUUUAAUAUUAAUUAGAUUUUUUAAUAAUUUAAAUUAUGAAAUUCACAACGAUUAUGAAGAUGAAAUAGAAAUUAUGAAAGACUUAAGGAAAGAAAAUGUUGAAGAUAUGAAAAUGGAGAUAGGAAAUGAAAUGAAAUGUUCUUUAGAAAAAAAUACAGAAAUUUACAAUGAUAUAAAAAAUUUAAGGAAAAACAAGUUGUUUUAUUACAUUUAUAAGGAGACAGAUUCAAAAGAAUUUGAUUUAUUUUAUAAAAUUUAUGAGCUUUCAAAAAAGGAUAAAUAUGACAUCAGUUUAUUUAUCUUAAGUAAUUUUAUCACUGAGUAUGUAUUAUUUGAUUAUGCUUCAGACGAUAUAUUAGAAAGUGAAUUAAGUAACAUAAAUAAUAUACUAAAUAUAUUUUUUGAAUCAAUUAGUCUGUUUUUUUACAAACGAGACUAUAAAGCGACGCUAAAUAUAUAUUUUUUUUUACUUUUAUUUUUAAAUUUUUAUGUAACAAAAUAUAUAAAAAAUGAUAUUAAACAUUCUACUUUUCUAAAAAAAAAUACUUUAAAUUUUUUUUUAUCUCAUAAUUAUGAAAUAAUUAAAAUAAAUAAGGAUGACAUAUAUACAUAUAUACCAUACUUUAUAUUAAAUAUUAUUUCUUUAUCUAUAAAGCAUUUAAAAAAUGUUAAGUCUUUCAAAGAAAUAGGUUCGUUAUAUUUACCAUAUGAUACAUAUGAUUUUAGUAAAAGUAUUGACACAGUAAAUUAUAAGAAUAUAAUGUAUAUAUUUUUACUUCUAAAAAGAAAUUUAAUCUUAAACACUGAAAAUAUGGAGAAAGAUGUAUAUGACAGACAAAAAAAAAGAAAAAAUAUAGCACAAAAUACAAGUGAAAUAAAAAGAAAUUUUUUAUAUAAAGAUGUAAUUGAAAAAAAUUAUAAACAAAUAAACAUGGAUGAAAAUAACAUAUCUAAUAAAUACAAUAACAUUGCUGAUGUUUUUGUCAAAUUAAAAUAUACAAUUGGUUCAAAUAAAAUAAAUGAAGAUUCUUUGAAGGAAUUUUUAUUCUAUAAAUUGAAAGUGUUUGUAAGUAAUAAAGACACUAAUUUAUUAAUAAAUAUAUUGAAAGAUAUAUUUUUUACUUAUAACAAUAUUAUUUAUUUAAAUGCAAGAGAUUUCCUUAAUAUUUAUGAAAAAUUAAAUGGGAUUUAUAGUAAUAUUUUGUCAAUUCUAACUAUUAUUCUUUUUAAUGAAAAUAAGAACUUCAAAGAACAUGAUAUUGAAUCAAAGGAUUCUAAUGAAAAAUUAGGAGGAAGUAAUGAAACACAUAUUCUUGAAUAUAUUAGUAAUUUAAAAUCUAUGAAUAAGACAUAUUUUAAAGAUAUGUUAAGUAAUCAAAAUUUACAUAAAAUUUUAAAGAAAUACGAAAGUUUUAUAUAUAUGUGUAUAUAUUUUGAUUUAAAUAAAAAAAAAGUAGACAAUAUCAUAAAUUUCUUAGAGUUUUCAAGAAAGUGUGAUAUUCCUCUUAGUAUAGAAAUUUUAAUAGAUGUAUUUUCUUUAUUCUUUGAAAGAAAAAUGAAUAAUUUAAUAUUUAAAGAGUUUGACAUAUUUUCUUUGUCGAAAAAAACAAGUAACUUUGAAUUAUAUUACAUAGUCAUGAAAGCAGGAUUUUUUGAAGAAAAUGUUAGAAUAAUCUUGAAAGUCUUCAAUAUUGUAUUAAAUUUAUUUAAUGUAAAAAACAUUCCAUUAAAUUUCUUUGAAUGUAUUCUAAUAAUUUUAAAAAAAAAAGGGAGAUUUAAAGAUAUAUAUGAUUGUACUGAUCAAAUGCAUAGAGAACUAAUAAAUUAUGAAAAAAAUAAACCAUUUUAUAAUUUGGAAAAAUUAACAUCUGAUUUAAAAAAUAUUUUAGAUAGAUAUAAAAAAGAGAAACAGUUUUAA
Plasmodium relictum is the source of this 4323-nucleotide messenger RNA. Its product is annotated as conserved Plasmodium protein, unknown function. Bases 1 to 4323 code for a protein of 1440 amino acids. The transcript is spliced from 4 exons. The record is from RefSeq and is a predicted model, not a curated record. Lineage: Eukaryota; Apicomplexa; Aconoidasida; Haemosporida; Plasmodiidae.